GUGGCAAAAGAAGAAAAAUCCAGAGCUUUCAAUUCCAUGCCCCAUGGAUACUUCUACCCCUGCAGAGUGUACUCUACAGCCUCCAGAGAUCCCACUUUCAGAAAUCCCACCUUCGCCACCACCAGAGAGUGCUUCCUCCUCGAUAAACUCCCCUCUAUCCUCUCCCACGCCGGAGAUGUUAGAUCGUCUCGAUCAUGAUGAUCUAGAUAUCGAUCAAACCGAGAAAACGAUUGAGGAAACGGUCGAAGAAACGGCCGAAGAAACAACAGACUAUCCAGAAUUUCGUACCCGGGCAAAGCUACAAUAUAUGGUUAACGCUCUAGAGCAUAUUUCAUGGAGUACAGAGUCAUUCUUACGUGCAUGGAUAAACUCCCCGGUCCAACUUCGACACAAGAAAUAUCAUUCAAGAGAGAAACGUCAGGAAUAUUUCCUAGGAACAAUAGACAGGCUAAAACUUAAGCGCCAGCUCUACGAUCCAGCUAUCCUUAUGGAAGAACUGACCAGGCUGGUGAAAAAGCAAUAUUUUGACCAAUUCGAUCUUCAUGCUACAAUUGAGGACAUCGAUUUUAAUCAAGCUACCAAGACAAUAAAGAAAACGGCACCUAGAUGGUACCGAUUCAUCUGGAAUUGUCUGGUCAAUUCACGCUUUUCUAAAUCCAGUUAUCAAAGCGCUACAAACGUCGAUUAUGUGACUGCCAAGUAUUGCAAGGUUCUCUUCUUUAUAACUUGUGUUGUCUGUCAUUCAAAGAGCUCCAAACACAUCCAAUUCUAUGGCGUCAAUACUCAAUGUCUAUCUCCAGGGCUCGGGGGUGAAACGACAGGUGGUUGAAACACUUGCUGAACUGGGUAUAUGUCAAUCUUAUACCCACGGAAAUAAUCUCCUCAAGAAGAUAGCUAAAAGCCAGGCGGCCUAGUCUUCAAUCUACCGCAUGUUCAACUAUGAAAUUUUCAUGCUAUUCUAUAACUAGUUCGUAAAGCAACUAUAGUUAGUAGUUGACUAGGAACAAAUGCUUAGUCAUAUUACUGAA
Messenger RNA from Aspergillus pseudonomiae, 1028 nucleotides. RefSeq lists its product as uncharacterized. NCBI's taxonomy places the organism in Eukaryota, Fungi, Ascomycota, Eurotiomycetes, Eurotiales, Aspergillaceae. The transcript has a single exon. Bases 44 to 829 code for a protein of 261 amino acids. The record is from RefSeq and is a predicted model, not a curated record.